Messenger RNA from Leptomonas pyrrhocoris, 2060 nucleotides. RefSeq lists its product as hypothetical. Gene Ontology annotation, molecular function: spermidine synthase activity. Gene Ontology annotation, cellular component: cytosol. The transcript has a single exon. Gene Ontology annotation, biological process: spermidine biosynthetic process. The record is from RefSeq and is a predicted model, not a curated record. The coding region runs from base 192 to 2060 and encodes 622 amino acids. NCBI's taxonomy places the organism in Eukaryota, Euglenozoa, Kinetoplastea, Trypanosomatida, Trypanosomatidae.
GCGGAGCGAACGCGGAAGGGACGAAACACAUCCGGCUGCCAACAGGAAAGUGCUCAUCAGAGAAAACACUUUACGAAGCUGAUCCCCACUCCCCCUUUCUCCUCCAAACAAAACGACGUCGUACGACGGACAACGACACACACACACACACACACACACACACACAGACGUAGAGAGAGGCAGAGGCGAAAAUGCCGCCAGGGCCGAAUCAAUUUCUGGUUGGCCAGCAUGCCAAACGCACCUUUUCGAAUCGUGCGUCGAAGUUCUUCUUCACCGAGCUCGAUAAAGGAUUCGAGUCGCCGUACGUCCUCGUUGUCUCGGGUGUCUUCUUCUCUUACGUGGCGUGGAAGGUCACGGACCGCUACGUGACACCGCGACAGGAGCAGCUUGCACUGCGCCGGCCCAUCCAACGGGUGCCGUUUGAGCAAUCACACAACGCCUUCUGGGGCUUCAGCAACGCGGACGAGCGCACGGUCGCCUCUGCAACGACGACGGCGGCGCGGAGUGCAGACGCUGGGGUGGAGGAGGUGGGCGCUAACUUGUAUCUCCCUCAGGGCUCCAACGCGGGACAGGAGGAGGCGAUGCGCCGCCCGCAGCUCCUCUUCAGCGAGGCGAGCGAACUGCACGAACGCGCCUCUGCGGCGAACCCGACCGGGGAGGUAGACCUUGUGUGCCUCGAGCUGUCCGAGUACGACGCGGGCCUGCGAGACGACGUGUACUACCGCAGCGUGCACUACGUCCCUAGCGCGAUCGAGCCCAGCAUACCGUUGGCGACGUCGUCUGCUGGGUCGCGCGAUACGUCGAAGCCGCACAGAAAGGAGGGGUCGGACGCCCCUGACGGGCUAUGGAAGCGCAUGGUCAGUCCAUCUGAAGCAGCUGCCGCCGCUGCUGCUGCUGCUGGCGCUAAGGGAGCGGCCGGCAACGCGGAUGGAUCCUCCACCGCUACACCGGCGGAUGUAGAGAAGGCCAUUCGCUCCACGGAUUACCUUCAGUUUAUGCCUGGCCAAGGCGAAGAGGUGGUGCACGGGAUGGUGAAGUGCAAAGGUGUGACGACGCAAAACAACUGUGUCCCCUCUCCAGGCCACCUCGAGGAGGAGUACGCGCGUAAACUGAUGCUCGCGCUGGGCCCCGUGCACAUCCUGCGCGAUCCGGCCAAGACGACGCUGCCGUGGCGCUUUUCCUUUGUGAAGCAAAUCCCCGUUGAGACGUUGGUGCUGGGCAUGCACUCGGGCGAGAUGCCGCGGUGGCUGAGCACGUGCUACCCGAACUUCCACGUUGACGUCGUGGAGAAGGACGGCACGCUGGUGCGCCUGUGCAAGCGCUUUUUAGGGUUCCAGGAAAGCAGCAACCUCGCCGUGGAGGUGGCAGAUCCUGUCGAGUUCGUGAAGAGACAGGCCGUGCUGACCGGCAACGCCGGUGCCGGUACCAGCAGCAGCGCGGUGAAUGGCGCAGGCAAGCCCUACGACCUGGUGCUGAUUGAUGGCAUCGACGGGGCAGGGAAGCUGAGCACCCAGUACGGACGUCUGGAGUUCAUCAACAACGUACGCAACUUGAUGAGCGACAACGGUUGUGUGGCCAUGACCUUGCCCAACCGAGAUGCCGGGUUUGUGUUCAACAUGGUGCAGAACUGGCGCAUGUCGUUUGCGGGGCGUCCCGUGCUGCUCGUGCACUGCACGACGUCGCCGUGUACGAUCCUCAUGACCUUCCAGGACGCGGCGACGCGCGGCAAGGCGAACAUCGGCAGCGUCGCGAACGUGCACGAGUUCCAAGAUUUGCUGCGGGCCCACGUGCGUCACUACGGCGCCGAUCGCAUGCAGUUUGACAUCACGCGUGAGGUGAACACGCAUAAUUUUAGCGUGCUGGAGCCCGAGCAAACGUAUGGGGUGGAGUCGUACCUGCCGGCGGGGCACCCAGCCGUGUUGGAGGCGCACCACCAAGAGCUGCAGGCGGCCAUGCAGCGGAGAAGCCGCAGUCAGGGCUGGAGCGCGUGGCUGCGCCGGUGGGCUGGGGCUAGGCUCAGCGCGACCCAGCGGGUUGACUUAGGUGACUCGAAAGGUUAG